UGUGGAACGGUGUGGUUUUUGUUCCUGGAUUUAAACCGUUAGAAAGCGCGGCUCGCAGCAGUGCCUUAUUAUUAUCAUCAUUAAUAGCAUUGUUGGACCAGGGAGACCCGAGUUCAAAUCCCCCUUCAGCCAUGAGACUGGCUGGGUGACUCUGGGCCAGUCACGUCUCUCUCAGCCUGGCCUACUUCACAGGGUUGUUGUGAGGAGAAACCUAAGUAUGUAGUACACCACUCUGGGCUCCUUGGAGGAAGAGCAGGAUAUAAAAUAGUGAGCAAUUGUACAAAAACAGUAAAGAGGCCUUCUGCAUCUUAAAAGACUAACAGAUUUCUUGUGGCAAAAUUAUUUAUGGACUACAGCCCACUUUCUCCAAUGCACAAAGUGUUAUCCUCAGUUAACAGGGAACUGGUUUCCUCUUCGCCUGGGAGGGAGGGAAGACCGGCCGCCGGAAGUGACGCGUGGAUUUGUUGACAGCGGCUGCUGCUGUUGCUUCUGAUGCUGGUGCCGGAGACGGAGGGCAGGGGGAGCGGACCCCGGUGGGAACUUGGGACUCUUCCCUCCGGAACCAACCGCAGCCCGGACACCACCUCGCUCAGGGAGCCGGGCAGCCAGGUGAGUGAGCGCUGCCUUGAUAUUGCUGUAAGUCCAAUCAGGAGCUUCCGUAGAUCAAAAGGAAAGAAUUCCAGAAAAGAAGCAGCAGCAGCAGCAGCUCUUGUCGGCCUCGCAUUCCCCCUCUCCCUCAUUCCCCCCCUUUUCCCCAUUCACCGCUGCAAGAUGGCUGCCGACAGCCCCGAGUCCCUGAUGACCCUCUGUACAGAUUAUUGUCUUCACAACCUGGAGUGGACCCUCUGCUACCUGCUAGAAAACAAAGCACUCCAUCUCCAUCCAGACAUUUUCCUGCCAAGUGAGAUCUGUGACAGACUCGUCAAUGAAUAUAUGGAGCUGGUGAACUCGGGGAGCAUCCCUGAACACAGUGAGAGCUUCUUCAACCUGUUCUCAGACCCUCGGAGCACCAGGCUAGCGCGAAUCCAUCUGCAGGAGAUCAUCGUGCAGGACCAGGACCUGGAAGCGAUUCGAAAGCAGGACCUUGUUGAGCUUUUCCUGACAAACUGCGACCGGCUGACGGCCAAGAGCCUCCAGACGCUGGCGAGCUUCAGCCCCACCCUGGUCUCCCUGAGCCUCUUCGGCUGCACCAACAUUUUCUACAAGGAGGAGAACCCGGGGGGCUGUGAGGACGGCUUCAACCCAACCCGGCAGGUCUUGGUCAAGGACUUCACCUUUGAAGGCUUCCGCCGGCUGCGCUUCCUCAACCUGGGGCGGCUGACCGAGGGGGUGGACGUGGAGACCCUGCUGCGGCCCCUGGCCUGCCUCACGGCCCUCGACCUCUCCGGCAUCCAGCUCAACGACAUCCAUUUCCUGACCCAGUGGAAGGACAGUUUGGCCUCCUUGGUGCUGUACAACAUGGACCUCUGCGAGGAGCACAUCCAGGCCAUCGCCCAGCUCCGCAAGCUCAGGCACUUGGACAUUUCCCGAGACCGCCUGUCCAGUUAUUACAAAUUCAAGCUGACCCGCAGGGUUCUGAACCUCUUUGUGGAGAAUCUUGUGAACCUCACAUCGCUGGACAUCUCGGGCCACACCAUGCUUGAAAACUGCACUGCCUCCAGCAUGGAGGAGAAAGUGGGCCAGACGAGCACCAAUCCGGAAAAGAGCAGCAUCACCCCCUUCAGGAGUCUGAAGCGGCCACUCCAGUUCCUGGGCCUCUUUGAGACCUCCCUCUGCAGCCUCCCGAAUAUCCCAGCCUACAAGGUGACUGGGGAUAAGAAUGAAGAACAGGUACUCAACGCCAUUGAAGCAUACACGGAACACCGGCCUGAAAUCACAUCCCGGGCCAUCAACCUCCUCUUUGACAUUGCCCGUAUUGAGCACUGCAACCAACUGCUAAGAGCCCUCAAGCUGGUGAUUGCUGCUCUCAAGUGCCACAAAUAUGACAAGAACAUCCAGGUGACGGGCAGUGCCGCGUUCUUCUACCUCACCAACUCGGAGUACCGGAAGGAGCAGAGCAUCAAGCUCCGGCGGCAGGUCAUCCAGGUGGUCCUCAAAGGGAUGGAGCCCUACCAGGAAGUAACUGUGCAACGAAACUGCUGCCUGACCCUGUGCAACUUCAGCAUCCCAGAGGAGUUGGAAUUCCAAUACCAGCGGGUCAACGAGCUGCUCCUAAACAUCCUCAACUCCACGCGGCAGGAUGAGUCGCUCCAGCGCAUUGCUGUGCACCUCUGCAAUGCCUUGGUCUGCCAGGUGGACAACGACCACAAAGAGGCCGUGGGCAAGAUGGGGUUUGUCAUGACGAUGCUGAAGCUGAUUCAGAAGAAGUUGGUGGACAAAACAUGUGACCAGGUGAUGGAGUUCUCCUGGAGCGCCUUGUGGAACAUCACGGACGAGACCCCUGACAACUGCGAGAUGUUCCUCAAUUACAGUGGCAUGAAACUUUUCCUGGAAUGCUUGAAGGAAUUCCCGGACAAGCAGGAGCUGCAUCGUAAUAUGCUGGGCCUCCUGGGAAAUGUGGCCGAGGUUCAGGAGCUCCGCCCACAACUUAUGACAUCCCAGUUCAUCAGCGUGUUCAGCAACCUGUUGGACAGCGAAGCGGAUGGGAUUGAGGUGUCAUAUAAUGCCUGCGGAGUCCUCUCCCACAUCAUGUUUGAUGGACCGGAGGCCUGGGUGAUCUGUGAGCCUCGCAGAGAGGAAGUUGUUGACAAGAUGUGGGCAGCCAUUCAACGCUGGGAUGUGAAUUCCAGAAGAAACAUCAAUUACAGGUCCUUUGAGCCAAUCCUCCGACUAAUUCCUCAAGGGAUUGCUCCAGUCAGCCAGCACUGGGCGACCUGGGCGCUCUACAACCUUGUUUCUGUCUACCCGGACAAAUACUGCCCCCUGCUGAUCAAAGAAGGCGGACUUCUCCUUCUAAGAGACAUGAUUAAGAUGGCCACAGCGCGACCAGAAACCAAGGAAAUGGGACGGAAAGUCAUAGAACAUUGCAAUAACUUUAUGGACGAGAACAUGGACACAUCGAGAUAGAAGCGGCCGUGGCCUCCCCUUCCUGCCGGCACCGUGCCCAGCAUCUCUCAAAUUCACUGUACAUAGGUUGGACUUUCUCACCAGCUUACCUGUUGGAAGGAGCCUUUAUGAAUAUAUGUGUGUGUGUAGGUACGUGUGCGGGCAGGCGGGUGUGUGUUUGUUUGUAAGUGUAAAAACCCUCAGCAAACAGAGAUGUACGUGAGCAAAGGUUAGCUUGGGGGACUAUUUUGCACAACAAAAUGCUUUCCUUUGAAUAGUGGAUUCCCCCAACCCCCUCCUUAAAAAAACCACCUUUUUGUUUAAAAAGUACAGACUGGAGUUUGUGUGUGCGUGCGCAUGUGUGUAUGUGUAUGAUUGCUGUAUACAGAAAAAGCAACGGUGACAUCAUGGACCUGUCUACCUUCUGUCAAGCACAUUAGAGGCCUCAGUGGACAUGAGCAUGGAGAUCUAACUGGAGGAUAUCAUGAGGUUUUUUGCUGUUUCUGUUCUAACAACUUAACUUCUAGAAGCUUGCUCUCCCAUUUGUGUUGCGUGAGAUCUUGUGAUGCCCAUGAAGGAGCAGGCGCUCCUUUGUCACUGUUGGGUCCCUUGUGAAGGUUUUGCAGCGUGCGUGAAGUUCCAAGAACACCAGUGAUGUCAGGACCAGCAAUAGGGCUCAGAUGCUUUAUUCCCUGUACCUCUAGGAACAGCUCUCGGCAGAGAGAGUUCUUGACCUCACUUUUGCUGUGCCACAGCGCCACCUGAAUAAUGGCCAGAGAGGGUACUGCACCUCCUCUUCCCAGCCAAGCCAGAUGGUCUGGGGAGACAGUAGGCCGGAGCUUUUCCAAAUGGCGAUUUAAUGCAGCUUCACUUCACGUAGGGUCCAUUUAGAGCAGGCAUCCCCAAACUGAGGCCCUCCAGAUGUUGCUGAACUACACCUCCCAGCAUCCCUAGACACAAUUUUUUGUGGCUGGGUAUGCUGGAAGUUGUCGUUCAGCAACAUCUGGAGGGCCGCAGUUUGGGGAUGCCUGAUUUAGAGCAAUGUCAGGACGGCGACAGAAGGUGCCGUCCAUAUGGCCAACAGCAUGAUUCAGCUUUUCGCCUGACGCUUCACAGUAACUGCACAUUAUAUGCGUCCCCAGAAUGUAGUACUCUGGUGCAGUGCUCAGAACAGCUUAACUUUAGGCACUUCCUGCCCCAGUAAAGCCGCCUGUCUGGAAAAGCUCCUGGCCUAAUGGGCUUCAGGUCUGGCCCCUCAGCAACUUGGCAGUGCAAACCACAAGGCAGAUGCCCAGUUCCUUGCCCUGCCCCUCCUGCCCUCUCAUCUGGACUUAACCUUUGACCUGCCUCAGACCAGAGGGCUGCCUCUGGCCCUUUGGUUCUUGAUCUGCCUUCUAGACCAUCUGUUUGACUGUAACUAUGUGCCCUCUGGCCACGGCUCCAGAUCUUGACCUUUGCCUGGCCUGAUUCCACUCCUGCCAUCUUGGCUUGGUGUUUUGGACCUCAGCUCCAGCUCGACUCGGAUUACGCUCCAUGCCCCUGGCCCUUCCAGCUUCCUCCCCUUGUACCCGGGAGGAAGGCAGUCUAGGCUAGGCCUGACUGAAACGUCUGGGCAGAGUCAACGUUUUAUAGGACCAGAUAGAACUCUCUUGGUCCCUUUGUGUCACUUGCCCUGCUGAGCUGGCAGCUGUAAUACCACCCUCUGGCCAUUUACUGUGGCGGCACUAAAGAGCAGCCAAGCGCUAGCUCUCUCCUCUGGCAAGCUACCACAGGGGUGGCUACAAAGCCUAAGGGUUUUGCUGCCACAGCCCCUGGUUCGGCGCACCCUAGGACCUUACAGGUGAGAAGUUUUAGAUGAUUUUUUUUUAAGUUGGUGGUGUUAUCUGUCAUUAUAGCACUAAGGGAAAGAAAGAAAGAAAGGGCCUAAAUUGUAAAUUUAACCUAAAUUUAGUUGUCCUGAAUUCACACACAUUGUGUCCAGCGCAUAAAUUUCUGGGAGCCAAUACCCUAAAGCAGGAUAGGCAACAUGUGGCGGCUGAACCACAACUCCCAUGAUCCCCAGCUGUAGUAAAUUGUGGCUGGGUGUCGUGGGAGUUGUUGUUGCUCAGCAACGUCAGGAGAGCCACACGUUGCUCACCUCUGCCCUAAAGCAAACUGGAUUUCCGUUUGCACAACCUCCUUAGCAUUCAAGGCUUCAGAAAUUUGGGCGUACUGAGAGCUUCAAAGUUUUAAUUCUUUUUUUUAAUCCUUCCAGAAAAGGGUUCUUGUACAUAUUGUGAGAGUUUGUGGGUAUCGCUUUAUAAGCCAGUUCCUAAAGUCCCGUCACACUCUAGUGUCACCCUGGUGUGACCAAGGGAAAGAACCUAGAACAGAGCAGGGGGCUACGUAGAUUAAGGGGUGGGCUAUGCAAAUGAAGGGUGGGAUUAUGCAGAUAGGGGCAAGGGAACCUGUGAUGCUCAGGAAACGGGGGUCACCAAAGAUGGGGGGUUAAGCCCCAUAUUAACUAUGUCCCCGAGUACAGAUUUGACUUCUGUGGGGAAUAAAAGCCACCAUUCACUCAUGUAGACGAAAGUAAAGCAGUCGCUGGGGGAUAAACCUGUCCCAUCUUGCACUUUCGGUGAUUUGGCCUCUACUGAGCAAGACCACGUCUGGGGUGGGGAGAACAAUUGUGUCUCCCUGCUCUCUCAGAGCCAUAUUGCACCCCUCGGGACCCCCUGUGGUACGCAGGCUUCCUUUACGUCACCUGUUGGGACGCUGGCCACUUGGCAAGUGUGCAAGCCAGAGAUGAAUGCCUUGAGGCUGGAAACCAUGCAUGCAUCUCAGGAGUUUCAAGAAAGAACAGAAAUCAAGGCAAAGGUGGAAAAAUAAAACUACAAAAAUGAGGGGUGCAGAGAAAGAUUUCUGUUUAAAUCUCCACCAUUUUAGCUGCCAGCCUAGGUCUGGCGAAGCUUGAGGGUAAUACCACGGUACAUAGCAACCCAAGAUAGGGAGCCCCCAGGAAUUUUGGGUUGGGAAGAAGGACAGUGGAAUGUAAUGGGGAUGUUGGCAGCGUUCCUUGGACAAAGGAUGUAAUCAUUGUUGGUCAGAUUCAUUAUAUAAAAAUUUGUUCAUCAACUGAAAGGACACCCUUGUUAAUCAGGAAGCAGAUUAAGAGAGGUGUUAUUAUUUUAAUAUAGUAAUUUACAAAAAUUGGGCAUCUUGGGAGAGGCAUUCUCGCUUCUUUCCUGUGCAGAGGAAUGCUUCUACUGGGGGGGGGGGACAUGUUAUUUAAACAUGUUGUUUAAACAUGUUAAUACUAUUUUAUCCAUAUGCAAAUGAAGCAGAUUUAAUCAGCGAACUAAAUUCUGAUUGAUCAACCAAGAUGCCUUUAAUUGGAUCUUGGCCCUAAAUCAUUGGAUGCAAAGUGAUGUUCCUCUCAGCCAUGUGAAGGUCGUGAGAGGUGAUUUUUAUUUUUUUAUUUUUUGGUCAUGGAUCUUGGAAUGGAAAUCUUAAUUCUUCUUAAUCCUGUGAUGAAUUCCAAAAGAGGUUCCCACCUUAGCUGGAGGCUGCAGGUAGCUUCCAGGGUGACUGGCCCCAAGGGGCUCAAAGAAUGAACACAGCAGGAGCCAGUCAUAAGCUUUUUGCUUCUGACAAAGUAGGCUGUUGUCAAGGAGGACAGGUCUAUCCAUGGCUACUAGUCUGGUGGCUAUAGGCCAGCUUCAGAGGCAGGAUGCCUCUAAAUACCAGUUGCAGGGGAGCAACAGCAGGAGAGAGGGCAUGCCCUCAGCUCUUGCCUGUGGGCUUCCCAGAGGCAUCUGGAGGGUCACUGUGUGAAACAGGAUGCUGGACUAGGUAGUCCUUGGGCCUGAUCCAGCAGGGCUGUUCUUAUGUUCUGAAUGAGAGCUGAUGGCCCCGAUCCAGGCACAGUUUAGCCACAGUUACCUCAAGGAGGCUUGAGUCAUAGUUACCAGCUUGUCCCGUUGAGAUCCCAGUGGGUCUUAUUUUCCCCAGAUUGGGGACCAUGUCCCCAGUUAAGUCUCCACAGGGCCACAAGGCAUUUUUUAACAUAAUAGUAAGCAGAUACGUAUAAAAAUCACUAAUCUUUGCCACCACAUCUUCCUGUUGUUACGGGCGGCCAUAUGGUUCCUCGCCGCCUCCAGAUCUCUCCGCCUCUAUUUAAAUACCCUUGUUCCAUAUUUUGAGAAACAGCACAGUUUAGGAUUUCCCUCUUGGGAGUCCAUAGGGCUUAAGGCCAAGGAGAUCCUGGCUCCAACAUUCCCGCAGUGACUUGACCAGUGGAAGGCAAAAGGAAGUUGCCUUACACCAAGUGGAGCCCAUGGCUUUAGCUAGGCAUUGUCCUCUGUGGCUCAGGAUCCGAAGCACAGGCGCUUUCUUCUGAGGUCUUUUGGAACUGGAGAGGCCGGAAAUGGAAUCUAUGGCUUCCCACUUGCCUCCAGUUUGGGUCCCCUGCAGUUGAUUUCCUAAGGGAUGUAUGAUGCUGAGAUCAUCGCAGACCUUUUCGAAAUCAAACGACCAAAUCAAUGGCAAGGCUGGAGCGGGUGAAGAGCCAGCAAGGAAGUUGGAAGAGAGGUCUGAGUGUUUGUGCUGUUAUGCACUGAGCUCCAGCAUGAUUUGCUUCUAGGUCUGAAGCUUCUUGAAUGUACCGGGCGGAUGUGAUUUUAAAGGAUGGUUCGGGGGUGCAUGAAAUCCCAAAUUCAUUUGGACAGGGCAUUUUAUUAUUCAUUCCCUUCCCCCACUCCAUUUCCCAAAUAGUGUCACCUGGGGGUCCUGAGUCUGAUGUUGUUUGACUACAAAUCCCAUCAUCCACAGCUUUCUGUCAUUUGGCUAUGGACGAUGGGAGUUGUAGUCCCGGUGCUAUCUGGUGACCCAAGCCUGGAAACCCUCAGUGCAACCCACCAGUGGAUCAUGAUGGAAUGUGCUUGGAUCUUAAAGAGAUGAGUCUUCCCAUUGUCUUUUCUCCUAACCUUCAGAUAUGUCUUCCAUGUCAUUUUGUGUGCAUGUAAUUUGGCAGAUUUGACAAAGGUCAUGGUUGAGGUUCUUUGCUUCCAGCCUCUUUCUCUCCACCACUAGUCCUCGAUCACCCCCUGCAGCAGUAUUCCCUCUAACUGAGAUGCCCAGAUGUUGUUGACCACAACUCUCAUAAUCCCCAGCCAAAGGCCAUUGCAGCUAAGGAUUCUGGGAGUUGUAGUCACCAACAUCUUGGAAUCCCCCCCCCCCGUUUCUGCUUCUGAACUGUUAGGAUGCCAAAUGGUUCUGUGUGGGUGGACCGUGAAUGGUGAAAUGGCAUCCACAUGUUGCAAAUGUCUUUCUCCUGUAAAUCUUGACAUUGGUGUAUAUCAGGGCUGCACAACUUUGGCCCGACCUCUGUGGUUGGACUACAGAUCCCAUCCAUCCCCGAUGAUUGGCCUCUGUGGCUAGGGAAGAUGGGAGUUGUAGUCCAACAAGUUGGUGGAACAUGGGUGGAAGCCAGUGUAGACACCUGAGCUUCAAAGUUGGUGGCAAAACAGCUGUGAUCUUCUAUGGCAGGGGUUUGUAAUCUGGGUUCCACCAGAUGCUGCUGAACUACAACUCCCAGCAUCCCCAGCUACCAUUUAUUAUGGCUGGAGGUGCUGGGAGUUGUAGUUCAGCACAUCUGGAGGAGCCCAGGUUGGGAACCACUGAUCUAUGGGGUAUAAAUAGGGGAGGUGGUGUUGGCACCCUUUCCCUGUGGGGCACAACCCACCAGAAAGUUCUGCAUACGUUUGAUUAAUACGUACAUUCAUUUCUGAGGCACCUGGGCAGGAGAACUUGGGAUCAGACCUGUCCCUCUGCCCAAGAUUUGCCAAUAGAGGCUCCUGACCUUCCAGCCCACCUUCCCUCCGUGUCAGUCACUCACUUCCGAAAGGAAGUGCAUCUCCGCUAGGAAUUGAAUAUGGUACCAAACAAUGGAGCUGGCUGUCCUCCAAGAAUCCUGGGAAUGGCAGUUUUAAGAGCGUAGUUAGGUCAUUGCUUGCUCCUUCAGAGGACUGCCUUUCCCAGAAUCCUUUGGUUGGGAAUCAUGGCAGUUGAGUCCAUUUGAACUGACUUCAAUUUGUAAACUAGGCCUUAAAUGUGGGCAAAACUGGGAGGGGGGGAAUUGCUACUGCUGUUCUUGUUUGAAGCUGCCAAUACGAACGCAGAACUUUCCUGUUUCUGCUCCCAUACUGACCGCCAUGUUGGCAGGCUUGGAUGACGCUUUAGCUCCCGUCUUCCGCUGCAGCCGAUCCCGCCUUGACUUGGAAGGCAGCUGACAGCCAUGUCCUUUCUGAAAGGAACCCUCCAGCUCCAUUACCCAUUGGGUCUGGAUUCCAGAUCACUACUGUCAACACGGGAGAGCCUCUCUUGAUUUCCCAAGUUCCUCUCACUCCAAAGAAACAAAAAUACAGGAGUGCAAGACCAGGAGGUUUGGCUCAAAGGGGAUCAAACGUGUGUCGCUUUCGGAUCAAAAAUAAUAACCUGCUGAGUCUGUGUUGCUAGGUUUUUUGGCUUUCUCUACGAGUCCAUGCACUGUGAAGGGCAAUCUGGUUUACAUGCUCACACUGGAGAGGAGGGGGAGACGGGGUACCCCGUCGCUUCCUAGCAAUCCACUGUUGCAUAGUACCCCUCAGCAUACACUCUCCACUCUGAAUCUGCCGUGUUAAGAGCCUCUUUAUUGGUCCUGGUGUCUAUGAUGGGAGCUGUGGGUUGUUGUUUUUUAAUUUUGGACAACUACUGACUAUUCCGUUUGCUGUCAUGUGUUCUAAUUAAACAAGGAAGAUUAUUCUGCUCUGUCUGAUA
Messenger RNA from Hemicordylus capensis (graceful crag lizard), 9840 nucleotides. RefSeq names its product zyg-11 related cell cycle regulator (gene ZER1). NCBI's taxonomy places the organism in Eukaryota, Metazoa, Chordata, Lepidosauria, Squamata, Cordylidae. The record is from RefSeq and is a predicted model, not a curated record. Gene Ontology annotation, cellular component: Cul2-RING ubiquitin ligase complex. The transcript has 18 exons. Gene Ontology annotation, molecular function: protein binding. Bases 493 to 3066 code for a protein of 857 amino acids.